AUGCAAAAAGUGAACAUGCAAAAGGAAUUUGAAAAUCUGAAUGACUCACAGAAAUAUUUCGUUCGGAAGUUAGAAGAAAUUAACAGAGAACGGGCACAAACUGUUAAGAACUUAAAGAGGCGUAACCUUUUUACGGGUUUCCUUAUCGGUGGAUGUGUACUUUCGAUUUAUUUAUAUUCUAUGGUUGCAGUUCGGCAAGAGAAAUUCCUUGAUGAUUUUGACACUCUCAUAGCAAAUGUCCAUGGCUCAGUGGCUGGGGACCUCUGCACACGACUCAAGUCAAGAUCCUUAUACUGCGGUGGGUUUCCCAGUGACUGGGGUGGGAAGCAGUUGGUUAGUUCUCACUCUCUCCUUCCAAGUAUCUCAAGCGGGUUAAUGUGGGCAAGGCUGCAUUCCCACGCAUCCUUCCCAAUGCAACCCUUCUAUGUCUUCCUAGGUCUGCCGCAACUUCUGUGA
This is a messenger RNA of Acanthosepion pharaonis, 456 nucleotides long. NCBI's taxonomy places the organism in Eukaryota, Metazoa, Mollusca, Cephalopoda, Sepiida, Sepiidae. The record is from the annotation of a GenBank genome assembly.